AUGAUUAUUACGCUUGAGAGGAGAAAUGGAAAGGACUACAAAUGGUUUUCUGCACCUAUUUUCCUGUUUCUCAUCAGUAUCAUUCCAUCAAUUUGGUUAUUAGAGUUGCACCACCAGCAGAACAAAGCUACUGCUUCAGAGUGCAGAUCUCUUGACUCAUGGGAGAAUGUGCAUCGAAUGAUUCCCAUCAAUAACAAUAAUAACACUGUGAACCUCACACAAGAUUUCCUUAAGGGCUUUGAGCAAGCCGUUUCCUCUGUGUGUUUGAACGACUGGAUCCUGGCUCUCCAUCAGAUUCUACUCAUCUUGCUGAUCAUCGGAAAGUGGCUCCUACCUACUGGAGGCGUCACCCGCGAGCAACUGUCCCAACUUCUACUCAUCUUUGUGGGGACUGCAGCAGACAUCCUGGAAUUCACUAGUGAGACUCUUUCCGAUGUCAAAGAAAAAAGUCCUCAGCUGGUCUAUAUCAUCCUCGCCGUAUGGACAUGGAGUAUGUUGCAGUUUCCUUUCCAUUUUGCAGUGGUGAACUCAGAGCGCCACAGUGAAGAAGCGGUCCAGGAGAUGUCUCUCCUAAAGAAGCACAGCACAGACGUGUGGAGCAUUGUGGAGGCCCUGUUCAUCCAGGACGGCCCCUUCCUGGUGGUCCGCUUCACUGUCAUGACCUACUUUGAAGUCUUUCACCAAAUGAUACUCUUCUUCACCAUCAAGAAUCUGCUGGUGGUCAUCCUCAACCUGUACCGCCUGGUGGUCAUAUGUCAGGACUCCAGGGGGUCCCACAGCGGGAUUGACCCACACACGGACAUGUUUCGCUGUGGCAUCGACUAUACCAGAUGCAGGUGGAUCGUGCCCCUGCUUUUGCUUUUCGCCAUCAUUUUUGACAUAGUCGCCAUUGCAGCUACGUCGGGAUGGGUGGAGGACGAAGACGCCAAGUCCCACUACGCGAGUAUGUGGGAGCAAUGCCGUGGCAGGAACGAGCAGUUUGACUGCAAGUCUCUCAUGGAGUUUUCUUGGGCCCAGGCUGUAGCAGCUCUCAUGGUGAUCGGCCUCCUCAUCCUCAUCAUGGCCUUCAUCAUCUCCUGCUUGGCUCUGUGCCGCACUGUCAACAUCAGCCUCAUGCGAGUCAUCGCAAUCCUGCUCGUCAUUGUUGUGGUCCUGCAAGUCAUCGCUCUCAUCAUAUACCCAGUGAAGUUCCAAGAGCACAUCCUCGAGGGCCACUAUUACUUCAAUUGGGCGUAUGGUUUUGGCUGGGGGGCUACUCUCCUGACCCUGGGCUGUUCCAUUCUCUUCUGCUGUCUGCCACGGCAGACGUAUAGAGUCUUGUGA
Knipowitschia caucasica is the source of this 1323-nucleotide messenger RNA. NCBI's taxonomy places the organism in Eukaryota, Metazoa, Chordata, Actinopteri, Gobiiformes, Gobiidae. The record is from the annotation of a GenBank genome assembly.